CUCGACGCCUCGUCCUCCUUCUUUUUCGAGUCAGACCAGCUCUUGUGCUCGAAGACAGUGAAUAGGAUCGGAGAUCAAGGCCACCGUUUCGGAGAAACUUUGAGCUUCUGAGUCAUAGGAUUUGUGUUUCAUCUACCGAGGCAUUCUUCAUUGAGCUGGGCAAAGUUCGAAGCUUUGCAUGACCAUGUAACUGGAGCUUUCUGGCCAUUCUUUAUCUCUGGUUUUCACCAUUUUUCCACGAUCAAUCUUUCAGAAAGGCAUUAUUGUGUCUCCACCGCCUAGCCCUACUGCCAAUCUUUCAAAGGUUACAGAGAGGGAUUAAAAACAACUAUUAAAGGAAAAACGUGGGGAUGUUUAUGCUUUGCUUUUCUAUCUACUGGCGGUUGGAAGUGGCCUUUUGAUUGGUGGAUUAGAGGCUUCAGAAAAGGAAGAUAUAUGCAUGUUUGGAGAGCAUCCUUGUAGAGGAAGUGUUUGAACAAUUGAAGCGUACAACAGAGGGUCUGAAAUUUGAGGAGCAUUUAGUUUCAACAAUCACUUCAAGAUAAAUCCAAGUGUUCAGAUAGUUGGAAGCAAUGGGUUCUAAGAAGAAGGAAAAGGUUGAAAGAGAUAAAAAGCCAAAGAAAGAAGCUGAUUUGGAGACUUGUUCUGAGGCUGACAAGGUGGCUGAUAAGAAAGCAGAAUCUGAAUCUGCAGAGACCAUCACAAGCACCGAAUCAACUAAAAGAAGAGGGAAGCGAAGUGUGGUGGAAAUGUAUAAGGUUGUGAUCGAGAAGGCUUUGGGAAAAAAAUUUAAAGUGACAUACACCGACACCGGGAAUCCCAAUGGAUGAGUACGACACACUUUGCAAUCAUAUAUAGGGAUGCUAGCGCGGAAAAUGGUGCCCAUUAACAUUGUAAGCUGGCCCGAAGUAGACGGUGAAUUGAAAGAUAAAAUUUGGAUCGACGUCCAGGAUACAUUCAAAGUGGCCCCUGAAAGCAAGAAAUUAGUAUUGACAUUUGCUGGCACUAAAUGGAGACAAUUCAAGACCAACUUAACAAAUAAGUAUGUGUUGCCAUACUUGGGAAAGAAGAAGAAAUUGAGAAAGGCACCAAAGCAGUAUGCAUUCGUUGGGUUACAGCCAUGGAAGGAGUUUGUAAGUCAGAGGACUACAGAGGCAUGGCUGAAACUUCAUAAUGACCAAAGUAAACGAGUCAAGAAGAGAAAAUACCAUCAUAGAUUAUCAAGAAAAGGAUAUAUUGGACUAGAGGAGGAAUUGGAGAGGUUAUUGACCGUGCAAUUCUAUGGAAGAAGGCCCGUGUACUUAAAAAUUGGGAGAUAAGUGAGGAGGUGACACCGAUUGCAACAAAGAUAGAUGAAUUGAUGGAGAAGAAAAGGAAGGGUGAGCUAGAAAUUUCAGGGAGUAGUGAUGUAUUAUCUCAAGCACUAGAAACUCAUGAACAUUCGGGUAGGGUAAGGGGUGUUGGAGUCUUCGUGAAUCCGUCUACCUACUUUAAGCUUCCAAAGCAGAAAAGGGUGAGAAUUACUAAGGCAUAAUUACUGGCACGUGAUAGAGAGCGUGAUCGGGAGCUGGAGGAGACAAAGAAAAUAAUUCUUGAAAAACAAGCAAAGGCAGAAGAGCUAUUACAUAAAAGGAUUGCUCAAUUAGAAGCAUUGAUAACAGAAAAGGCAACCUAUACACCACAUUCCCCUAUAUCAGAUAAAGGCAGUUUCCAUGAUAAAGAAAAGAAAAGGCCAAUUGAUCUUGAUGUUGACAAGGUGCAAGAAAAUGUAGAUGAUGGUGAGAUUGUUCCUCCCCCUGCAGAUAUGGGUGGCACCUGCGAGUUGGCAGUGAAUACCAUCAGCAACAUAGUUGCUUUUGGUACCGUAUUCGAUGACGCGGAUAUUAACAAGACGAUACAUGGAGCUCCAUUGAAGGAGGGGUGUGUUAGAGUGUCGGUGGAUGGUGAUAUUCAAGGCGAUGCACCACUACCUUUCCCUAUAGUGGGUGAGAUGGAAUUGGUUCGAGAAGCGGUUGGAAGUCACGUGGCUUGGCCUGAGGAGUUUGUUAUUCAAAGACAACCAGUGAAGAAAAAGAAAAGAAAUAUGGAUUUUGUCAAAUCAAUGUUCAAUAAAGUUGAGCUUCCUCCAUUUGUGCCCAAGCGCUGUAAGUUAUUGUACAAACAUGCCACAACAAUCAUGAAACAAACUAGUGAGGCAAUAACCACAGUGUUGGAUGACAAUGUCUUUGGCAUACACAAAGAACUCUUUAUCUUGGCUGAGAAUGUGAUUGAUCUCAUAGAAAUGAAAAAGAUUGGCCAAGGAGUGAUAGCAGCAUACAUGGUGCAACUACAUGAACUUAUUACUGAACGAGACGAGUUGGAAACUUUUGCCUUUAGUGAUCCUGCUGCUACAUAUAAUUGCGAGAGAUCAAACUUUAGUUCCUACUUAGUGAAUCGGUUGAAAGAGGGAAAGACUGAUCGCAUAUUCUUUAUGCCCUACAAUCCUGGUGCAAUUAAAAGUUUCAAUGCUGAAACGGGUAGCGCUAACAAGGUGUCGAAAUUGAAACUAUUUCCGGACGUACCUAAACAAUCGGGUGGAGUUGAGUGUGGCUAUUGUGUAAUGCGAUACAUGAAGGACAUUAUAAAUGAUGACACGCUUUCAUUUCUGACCAAGUGGGUAGCGAAGACUCGGCAAGUAUACACCCAAGAUGAACUUGACGAGGUCCGCAUUGAAGUAGCUGACUAUUUGCAGACUUUACUAUAGAUGCUGACUCUACGAAAGUGAUUUUGAGUAAGGCUAGUUAGAUUUUGUAGAACCAUUUUGAAGUAGAACGUUGUACAGUUGCAGGUGAACUAAACUGCAUAUAGUUGUUACAAUGGUCUAUUUUGGGUUAGCCUUGAUGUAGGCUGGGGUGUUUUUGCCUAUUUUUGAAACUAUUAACAAUUCUGCUGUUCGACAGAAAUUAAUGCAA
Molecule: messenger RNA, 2951 nt
Organism: Rosa chinensis
Lineage: Eukaryota; Viridiplantae; Streptophyta; Magnoliopsida; Rosales; Rosaceae
Exons: 18
Coding region: 1805-2743 (312 amino acids)
Source: RefSeq, a predicted model, not a curated record